Molecule: messenger RNA, 672 nt
Organism: Phytophthora sojae
Lineage: Eukaryota; Oomycota; Peronosporomycetes; Peronosporales; Peronosporaceae
Exons: 2
Source: RefSeq, a predicted model, not a curated record
ACCAACACACACACACACACACACACGCACACGCCAACUCGCCACAAAACACACCAAACAAAACCACACACAACCGCCUCACAGCGCCAUCCCUCCACACAUCCGCCCAGACACAAACCCAAACCGCAACGCAAUCGACGCGCUCAGACCAACACACACACACACACACACACGCACACGCCAACUCGCCACAAAACACACCAAACAAAACCACACACAACCGCCUCACAGCGCCAUCCCUCCACACAUCGCCAAGCAAGCCUCCGCACCCAUUACAACGAUCGUCCUCUCCACCAGCACAUUAGCACCCGUGAGGCGCCAGCAUCCACGCCUUGUCGAUUCUCCGCGCUCCGCCAUGGUCCACUGCCUCACAUACCCGAAGCCUCGAACCGCCAGGCCGGGAGCCACCCGCCUCCGAAAACAAAAAUGUCAAGCAGCUGGCUGACUCGAACCCUACUCGUCCGACCGGCCAGUGGCCCGGACAGAGGUGACACACAGCACAGAGCACAGAGCACACAGCACACAGCUGGGCGUUUGGUCUGUGGCGCUGACCAGGCUCUCGGUGAGCUGUUUAGCCGGUCUCCCUCAUGCCCAAACUCUUGUGGGAUCCUGCGCCUGGCAGUCGGCGUGGUUGCCCCACACUCGCCGACAAAAAAGGUGGGUCGUCUGUAA